AUGCCGCUGAUCCAGGAAGUUGCGCGUUUGUGGGCGGAACUGCUUGAGAGGAGGGAUCACGCGUUUCUCAUUCAAGAAAUCCUUGGUCGAGUAUGGCCGAGAAGUCUGCGGGAUUCUCAAGUGAUCGACGAAGGCUUCUUGAAAGACGUUGUUCUAUUGAAAACUAUCUUCGACGUUCAACGCACGCGCAUGCGCUACGAUCCAUCAUACAGUUACCAGCCUUCGGACGGCUUCCUGAUCUCAGUUAACGGCCUGGUCGACUGCCUCGACUGUCUCUUAGGAGUCGCACCGGCAAUAGCCCGCAAUCCCCGGAUCUCACAAAACAUCCGCAACAUCUCCCUCAAUAUUCUUCAACAAACCCUUGUCUCCGGCUUCCGAGCGUCUCUCCUUGCGAUUGAGCGAUUGAGCAAUCCCGUACAUUCCGAUCCGAGGGUUUCUCGACUCGAAGCCUGCGUUGACCGUUGGAUCUCAUACGGGUUUCCUGUGGGCGGUGGAGAAAGGAGCUCACAUAUCUUUCGAAACGCCAUUGAGAGUCUUCGCGGUACCCAGGAAUCUGAGAGCAGUUGCGACGAGCAUGUCCCACUUGAUAGACCGGAUCGCCCAGGUUUUGCUCUCGAUUUCAAUAUGACGAGGUGUGUAUCUCAGGCGAUAAGCUGCAUCACCCGACGAUGCGGCCAGGCAUUCAGGAGUGCUCUUCUUCUGCUGGAUCUUCGACUCAUGAUCAUGGCUGAAUGCUACCACCAAGUGAAUGCCAAUACGUAUCAAUGUGAGUCCAAUAGUUCCUCGGGCUCGACGUCCAGAAUCUCAGACACAACGGCUUCCUCGCACGACAUGAGAACGAUCCUCAACAAGUGGAAUGAACUCGGCACUCAGCUACAAGACUUCAUGAACACAAGUGCACCCGAUGGAAGUUAUCCGCUUUCCUCCUUUACCGACUUUGCGGAUGCCGUUGAACCCGGUCCCCCGUCUUGCGACGAGCCAAUUGAGCAGAUUCUGAGUUGGACGGGACAGGAUCUCAGCGUCACAAUCCUCGCGGGCAUUCUCAGAAUACAACCUUCUGUAUACACCAAGAUUUGUCAGGAGCUUCGACUCCGAAACUCCCUCGUCUUCGACACACAUGGAGAUCUACAGACCAUUUUCAGCCAGUUGACCGCACAGAUUCAAUCAUGGGUGUCACGAGCCGGACCUAGGGAGGUUCUCGAUUCGCCCGCGCAACACGACGUCUACAUACUGGAAUGUAGCGAACUUCAUCCCAUUGAGUACGACACAUUUAUGGAGCAUAUCAAUGGCCAGGCCAGAGAGGCCUUGCGGAGCGGUCAACAUGUUAUUGACCAUGACCUGUACUUUCAGUGCCCCUUCCACCGGUCACCUGCACCAUAUGUUCGGAAAGCACGCAGAAUAACCCCGUUGAGUGAAAUCUCUAGAGCGCUGCAAAGAAUCGUUCACUCACCGGCCGCGAUGAACGACCAUCCAGCCAGUGCUGCGGCUAUCUCUGAUGAUCUGGAAUUUUCCUACAAUGAGCCCGAGCAUGUUGAAAGUUCAAACCGGUCAACUGCGAGCAGGGCGUUGUCCUCAAAUCAGCAUGAGAACGCGACAGUCCCUACGACCUCGACACCCGUGCCACUACCAGAUGCAUCACCGUCGCUUCGCCCGCCCACUACUGGCAGGGCGACUAUGCGAAGCAGGGCCCUUACUACCCUGGGACGGUGGAUCAACUCAGCACACAACCGCAGCCAGUCCGAGUCCGCCACAAGCCCGCACAUGUCUGAAUUGUGGCAUGCGCUCAGUCCCGACGCUUCAAACUUGAUUGUCUGGUCUCGCCACAGAAUCUGUCGCAAACCACUGGCGAACGAUACUUGGAGUCAAGAACAGUUCUUGGACCAUAUCAUACUUGCCGCCACAGGGACCACUCACUUCGCCGCGGUCAGCCAAGGGACGGGGGGUUAUCAACUGUCUCUUUUUGAUGCAACAGGAGGGCCUGCAGGGCAAUCCAUGAUGCGUCUCGAUAAGUGUCCCAGAAGUCUGUGCUUUUCUAACGAUGGAUCCAAGCUGGCUGUAGGCACAGCUUUUGAAGUGAGGAUCGUUUCGACAAGCCGGGCCGACUGGGCUCACCGCUAUCGCAGGUACAGGUUAAUCCCGCCCUCAACAAGCGAGGAACUUGACCGAGGAUCUUCGAGCCAGUCAACCCAAGAUUCGUGGAACGGACAAGAGCUGCACAGCCAAGCUUCGUCCUUUUCUCCAGACCGGCAACAGCUCUUGGUGGCCACACAGUAUGGCCACGAAGAAUGCACCAUCCUCCUGUGGCUCUACGAUCUCGGAGCAAGAGGAGAUCGACGAACUCUGCCUCCAUAUUCCUUCAGAAAGACACUCAGCAUGGUCGCACCAGACGCUGGUUUGACAGCGAUACCUUGCUUUCACAGAAGCGGUCAAACCACUUACAUCUUUUGCAGGGCUGCGGCGCAUCACAGACGACCCAGGGUCGAGAGGAUCAUGCCUCCCGCUCCAGGCGGGGGCACUAGGUCUAGAGAGUCCGAGCAGAUAACCGGCACAGAGGUCUUCAUCGAUCGUGUGCAUACGGCAGUUCCCAUAUCCGGUGAAGCACCUCGAUUUCUCUUGGUCAAUGAAAGCAAUGAAAUAUACCUUGUCCGCCGAAUCGACGACGUGAGGGCUUGGGCUGCAGAACGAAUCCGCAUUGACCUCCCCAGACGUCCUGCUUCUGAGCAGGGUGGGGGAUGGAGAGUCUCUGUCGCGCCUCUCAGCGCUAGCAAUAUCACUGCCUUCUAUAUCUAUCAGGGUCAGGGUCACCUUGUUCGAUAUGACGCCUCAAGGUCUCCGCGAGAACAGUCAGAGGUCGUCUCGCUGGAUGCGUUCAACCCAGGGGCUGUGGAUAUUGUGGCGGAAGCUACAUAG
Molecule: messenger RNA, 2910 nt
Organism: Cladophialophora carrionii CBS 160.54
Lineage: Eukaryota; Fungi; Ascomycota; Eurotiomycetes; Chaetothyriales; Herpotrichiellaceae
Exons: 4
Coding region: 1-2910 (969 amino acids)
Source: RefSeq, a predicted model, not a curated record